Girardinichthys multiradiatus is the source of this 1111-nucleotide messenger RNA. It is a transcript of the gene fgf17, whose product is annotated as fibroblast growth factor 17. The transcript is spliced from 5 exons. Gene Ontology annotation, molecular function: growth factor activity; type 2 fibroblast growth factor receptor binding; type 1 fibroblast growth factor receptor binding. Gene Ontology annotation, cellular component: cytoplasm. The coding region runs from base 339 to 986 and encodes 215 amino acids. Gene Ontology annotation, biological process: animal organ morphogenesis; cell differentiation; fibroblast growth factor receptor signaling pathway. The record is from RefSeq and is a predicted model, not a curated record. NCBI's taxonomy places the organism in Eukaryota, Metazoa, Chordata, Actinopteri, Cyprinodontiformes, Goodeidae.
AGCGCUUUCCAGAAGUUGGAUUCAGUCCAAGCAGACCCACCGCUGCUUCCAGUUGAACAUCCUUCCCCAGAUACAGACAUCAUCCGGUUUUUUACCAUGGAAUUCUUUGCUUUUAAUGCGUUUUGUGGAUUUAUCGAUGCAUUUGUUCUGGAUGAGUUCUCUAAGUAAUUUUUGCGGUUAAUCCGCAUUUUUUUCUUUUCCUUGGGAAUACUUUUCUGCUGUGGAUGGACAUCAAAAGUGCAUAUGCCACUUUUGGGAAGGUAUUGGGUUCACUUCAUCCUUGUGGCGUUUAUCGGCCUCAGGAAUCUCUCAUUGAUCGGAUGAAAUAAGGAAGGAGGAUGUAUGGAAUAAACCAGCGCUAUUUUUACAUAUCCUUUAAUUUUUUUGUUCUGUGGUGUCACGCUCAGGGGGAGAAUCACUCGUCUCCUAAUUUUAACCAGUAUGUGAGGACGCAGGGCGCAAUGACGGACCAGCUCAGCCGCAGGCAGGUCCGGGUCUACCAGCUCUACAGCCGCACCAGCGGGAAACACGUUCAGAUCCAGGGGAAGAGAGUCAGCGCCACCGCCGAGGAUGGGAAUCUGUACGCUCGACUCUUUGUUGAGACUGACACCUUCGGGAGUCGAGUGAGGAUACGAGGCGCAGAAAGUGGGCUUUACCUGUGCAUGAACCGAAAGGGCAAACUUGUUGGAAAGCCCAACGGCCGCAGCAGGGACUGCAUCUUUACUGAGAUAGUUCUGGAGAACAAUUACACAGCCUUGCAGAAUGCAAAGUAUCAAGGCUGGUAUGUGGCUUUCACCAGGAAAGGGCGGCCCAUCAAAGCCUGCAGGACAAGGGAGAACCAGAGAGAGGUCCAUUUCAUCAAGAGGCUCCACACAGGCCCGCCUCACUUCCCCAACACGGACCAAAGCAAAUUUGAAUUUAUCCGUUUUCCUACCACACGUCGAGCAAAGCGGAACCGGAAAUCACAUACCUCUGUCCAAGAAUGAGCCAAAGCCUUGGACUGGUUAAAGUUGUGACAAAUGCAGUUUUAUUUUUGUAUGUUUUUAUAGCUGAGUUGUGACUUAAAUGUUAUAAAUCUAAAAUAACAAUGCUCAAAAAUGAUCGUGUAAAU